Molecule: messenger RNA, 2400 nt
Organism: Lemur catta (Ring-tailed lemur)
Lineage: Eukaryota; Metazoa; Chordata; Mammalia; Primates; Lemuridae
Gene: SLC5A12
Product: solute carrier family 5 member 12
Exons: 15
Coding region: 321-2177 (618 amino acids)
Biological process (GO): sodium ion transport; transmembrane transport
Cellular component (GO): membrane
Molecular function (GO): lactate transmembrane transporter activity; symporter activity
Source: RefSeq, a predicted model, not a curated record
AUCUGAAUUCCUUCUCCAUCGCAUAUGUGAUGAUCCUCAGGAGAGGAACAGACAGCUCUUGACCAGGGACGGGUUUCAAGUUCUCAUCUCUUGGUACCCAUACCACUACCAGAUUCUUCUUUGUAGUCAACUUUUAAGAUCUUCUCUGAAUAUAACUUGGUGUCUGAAGAUUCACACAAGUGCCUCUGGUCGUCAUUCUCUUCGGGGAAUCACCAUCUAUCUCCCCUCUGGGCAAAGCCUCUGCUGUACUAAGCUUUGCUUUUGGAAGCAUCUCCCUGAGACCUGGUUGAAAGCAACUCUCUGGUGCUAUCCUUCUCAGCAUGGAGGUGAAGAACUUUGCAGUUUGGGAUUAUGUUGUAUUUGCAGCCCUUUUUGUCAUUUCCUCCAGCAUUGGAGUGUUCUUUGCCAUUAAGGAGAGAAAAAAGGCAACUUCCGGGGAGUUCCUGGUGGGAGGAAGACAAAUGACGUUUGGUCCCGUAGCCUUGUCUCUGACAGCCAGCUUCAUGUCAGCUGUAACUGUUCUGGGGACCCCUGCCGAGGUCUAUCGCUUUGGGGCACCCUUCCUAAUCUUCUUCAUUACGUAUGCAUUUGUCGUCAUCUUCACGUCAGAGCUCUUUCUCCCUGUGUUCUACAGGUCUGGCAUCACCAGCACUUAUGAGUACUUGCAACUACGAUUCAACAAACUAGUUCGCUAUGCAGCAACAGUCAUCUACAUUGUACAGACGAUUCUCUACACAGGAGUGGUGGUGUAUGCUCCUGCUCUGGCGCUUAAUCAAGUGACUGGGUUUGAUCUCUGGGGCUCUGUGUUUGCAACAGGAAUUGUUUGCACAUUCUACUGUACCCUGGGUGGAUUAAAAGCAGUAGUGUGGACAGAUGCAUUUCAGAUGGUUGUCAUGAUUGUUGGCUUCUUAACGGUUCUCAUUCAAGGAUCAGCCCAUGCUGGUGGAAUACACAAUGUAACAGAGCAAGCAAAAAAUGGAUCCCGACUAAAUAUAUUUGACUUUGAUGUAGAUCCUCUCAGGCGGCACACUUUUUGGACAAUCUCAGUGGGAGGAACUUUUACAUGGCUUGGAAUCUAUGGAGUUAAUCAAUCAACCAUCCAGCGAUGCAUUUCUUGCAAAACAGAAAAGCAUGCUAAGCUUGCCUUGUACUUUAACUUGUUGGGUCUAUGGAUCAUUCUGGUGUGUGCCGUCUUCUGUGGCUUAAUCAUGUACUCCCAAUUCAAAGACUGCGACCCUUGGACUUCCGGCAUGAUCUCAGCACCAGACCAGCUAAUGCCAUACUUUGUCAUGGAGUUAUUUGCCACAAUGCCAGGACUACCAGGACUUUUUGUGGCUUGUGCCUUCAGUGGAACUCUGAGCACCGUGGCUGCCAGCAUCAAUGCCUUAGCAACAGUGACCUUUGAGGAUUUUGUCAAGAACUGUUUUCCCCAUCUCUCCGACAAGCUGAGCACCUGGAUCAGUAAAGGCUUAUGUCUCUUAUUUGGUGUGAUGUGUACCUCUAUGGCCGUGGCUGCAUCCCUCCUGGGGAGUGUCGUACAGGCUUCCCUCAGCAUCCACGGCAUGUGCGGGGGACCAAUGCUGGGGUUAUUCUCUCUGGGAAUCCUAUUCCCUUUUGUGAACUGGAAGGGUGCAUUAGGAGGUCUUCUCACUGGAAUCACCUUAUCAUUUUGGGUGGCCAUUGGGGGCUUCAUUUACCCUGCACCAGCCGCUAAGACACGGCCCUUGCCGUUAUCGACAGACCAGUGUAUCCAAUCUAAUGUGACGGCAACAAUGUCUACAGUGCUAUCCAGCAGACCUGUGAUAGCCGACACCUGGUACUCGCUCUCCUACCUUUACUACAGUGCAGUGGGCUGCCUCGGAUGCAUUAUUGCUGGAGUAAUCAUCAGCUUCCUAACAGGUCUCGAAAGAGGCGAGAAUAUUCAACCACUGUUAAUUAGGCCAGUUUGCAACUUAUUUUGCUUUUGGUCUAAGAAGUACAAAACAUUGUGCUGGUGUGGAGUUCAGCAUGAUGGUGGGACUGAGCAGGAAAACCUUGAGAAUGGCAGUGCCUGGAAACAAGGAGCUGAAUCUGUCUUCCAGAAUGGACUCAGGCGAGAAAGCCUGGUCCAUGUUCCAGGCUAUGACCCCAAGGACAAAAGCUACAACAAUAUGGCGUUCCAAAUUACGCCUUUCUAAGAAAACACAUGUGUGCAUGCACACACACACACACACACAUGCACACACAUAUGUACCCUAAAUACUUCUUGCCUGUUUGUAAACUUAUGCACUCGCUAUUGCUAGAGACAAAGAUGUCCAAUGUCUAUUUAUACUUAUUUAUAACUACAAACAAAAUGGCUGCUUCUCAAGGUAUUCUUUGAAAAACCCCAAGUUUCAGGUGACAAUAAAUGUUAAACCCUAA